Messenger RNA from Aspergillus oryzae RIB40, 1599 nucleotides. Its product is annotated as putative chromate ion transporter. The record is from RefSeq and is a predicted model, not a curated record. Gene Ontology annotation, molecular function: chromate transmembrane transporter activity. Gene Ontology annotation, biological process: chromate transport. NCBI's taxonomy places the organism in Eukaryota, Fungi, Ascomycota, Eurotiomycetes, Eurotiales, Aspergillaceae. Bases 1 to 1599 code for a protein of 532 amino acids. The transcript has 4 exons.
AUGCUUCUCCCAGCCUCGUUUUCGCGACAUAUCUCUUCUCUUAGGUCGCUGAAUCGGAAGUGGCAAAGACUCGUAGCGAGAAGGAACAGAAACAAUGACGGACUUUCGAGUCGUAUGCUUGAUGUGUUUCUACGAACUUGGGACUUAGGAUUCACCAGUUUUGGUGGACCUCCCGUGCACUUUCGUAUCCUACAUGAGAGAUUCGUGCAAGGAAAAGGAGAGAAGGAAAAAUGGGUCGAUGAGCAGACUUAUCAGGAGCUCUUUGCGAUAUGCCAGGGUCUUCCUGGCCCAGCAAGCACAAAGAUGAUUUUCUGCCUGACCCUGUUACAUGCUGGGUUUAUUCCAGCACUGUUAGUUUUCUUCAUUUGGAGUCUACCGGGAGCGAUUGGCAUGUAUGCUCUCUCCCUUGGUGUCCAGAAAAUUGGCGACACUCUUCCUUUACCGGUGUAUGCGCUUCUCUCUGGAUUAAAUUCCUCAACUGUUGGCAUCAUUGCACUUGCAGCUGUGCAGUUAGCCGAGAAAGCUAUUCGCGAUAGGCUAACUCGCAUCUUGGUAAUAUUCGGUGCAUGUGCUGGACUAUGUCAUAAUUCUCUUUGGUAUUUCCCACUGUUAAUGGUUCUUGGAGGUCUGGCAAGCAUUAUCUGGGAUGGAUGGAUGAGCCAACAAAUCCGGAAGAUAAAGCUUGCAUGGAGGAGAAGACACACGGUCCAUCCCACCACUGAAACGGAGCUAGCAACUAUGGAGAGUGCUCCGAUGGAAGAGGGUGGACGAAACCCCGGCUCUAACCAAAUUGACAAUACACCUGAAUCGCAAAGAAAUCCAGUCCGAUCACGAAACGUUGGUCCUAGGAGUGAAUCGGUUCGCCCGAGCUCGGCAGAUACUCCAUUUCAUCAAGAUGCAGAAGAGCGUCCCUUGCCGACCCAUAGGAUCCGUAUUCGAGUGGGAAUUCUCAUUACAGUUUGUUUCUUUGCAUCCUUCAUUGGCCUUCUUGUGGGUAGGAGCGUCUCCGAGCAACCGCCAUUGGCACUUGACCUUUUCACCAACAUGUAUCUGGCUGGUACCAUCAUCUUCGGCGGUGGGCCAGUUGUCAUCCCUCUUCUUCGCUCCUAUGUCGUUGCACCUGGCUGGGUUUCUAGUCGGGACUUUCUUCUCGGACUAGCAAUCAUUCAAGCCUUCCCAGGUCCUAACUUCAACUUUGCUGUUUAUCUUGGGGCUCUAGCCUUACAAAACUCCCAGUUUCCAACAAUCUUCGGUGCCUUUCUGGGAGGACUUGGAAUCUUCUUUCCUGGGAUUGCAUUGGCAGUUGCCGUACAGAGCUUUUGGAGAACUCUCCGGCAGCGAAAAUGGGUUGUCGAUUUUCUUAGAGGUGUGAACGCAACUGCGGUCGGAUUGGUAUUUACUGCUGUUUAUAGGCUCUGGGAGAUUGGGUAUCUUACUCCUGAGGCUACUAAUGGGCAGAGUCUGGCAAAGGAGCCAUGGUGGGUGGUGAUUGCUGUUUUGACUUACGCAGAAAGUGCAUGGUUCAAUGUGCCAUCUGCUGCUGCGAUCAUAGUUGGUGCUGUACUGGGGCUUUGCUGGUAUGGGGUGGUGGGCUAUUAG